AAAGGAAAAAGAAAAUCAAUAACCUCACCAAAUUACCCAACGUAAAAUCGAAUGCAUCUCGGUGCCCAAAGAAGAACAGAGCGUAAGUGAAGAAGACUGGUUAAUUGAGGGAGAGAGGAAGGAAGAGACUAAGCAAGGGUUAAUACAAAGCAGCUACUCAGCUGUGAUGGUUAUCUGAUUGUUGGUUCUGCUGUUCUAGGCAUGAGUACUACUGUACUUGGUUCUGCUAACGAAAAAUGAUGUUGAGGUCAUUCCUUCUGAAGGGUGCUCUGAAACAGACUAGUCAUCAUCACCCACGAUUCAAUCCAUGGAAGAGGGAAAUGCAUAGUAGAAAUAAGAAGGCAAUGGAGCUCAUAGCCAAAGGUUGGAGUGCUUUGAAGGAAGUUGACAGAGUCAUUGAUUAUGCAGAACUCAAGGAUAAACGCCUCAUCCCUCUACUAAGGGCAGCAAAGGAGAACUUUGAGUUGGCUUUGGAGGCAGAUAACACAAACACCCAUGCUAGAUAUUGGUUGUCCCGGUUGCAUAUGAAAUACCAUGUCCCAGGGGCAAGCAAAGCCAUAGGGGCUGCUUUGUUAGUGGAAGCUGCAGAUAUGGGUGAUCCGGAAGCGCAAUAUGAACUUGGUUGCAGGCUGCGAGUUGAGAAUGACUAUGUUCAAUCAGACCAGCAAGCUUUUUAUUAUUUGGAGAAUGCUGUUGAUCAGUUGCAUCCAGGUGCUCUUUACCUUUUAGGUGCUGUAUAUUUGACGGGUGACUGUGUAAAGAAAGAUGUUGCAUCAGCAUUAUGGUGUUUUCACAGAGCAUCAGAGAAGGGACAUGCUGGUGCAGCUGUAGCAUAUGGGUCCCUUCUUCUACAAGGUGUUCAGGUUCCAGAAGCCCUGACUAAACUCGGUGCAAAGAGAAGUUCCUCCACCCGAAAAUCAGGGAAGAAUGCAGCAAACGCUUCUCAAAAUCCAGAGGAGAUGGCGAGAGAACAAUUUGAAAUUGCUGCAAGAGCAGGAUGCGAUCUAGGAUUUAAGUGGUUGCGAAGACUUGAAGAGGAGGAGAAACAUUUACUGGCUGGAUAACAGGGUUUGCUGAAACUGCUUAUAAAUUGUAUGUUGUUCACAUAGCGUUUAGGGUCCGUUUGAUUAGCAAGAGAAUGAUGGACGGUGCAAAAAAUAUAUAAUCUCCUAUACACUUCACAUUCGUAUGUAAGUUCUAACUUCUCAUUAUACUUCCAGCAAAAAGCACAAGUCUUUCAAUUUCCCGCGAAAGUGGUUUUUGGAAAUUAGAAUUUCAAAUUCAUCUCU
Rhododendron vialii is the source of this 1289-nucleotide messenger RNA. RefSeq lists its product as uncharacterized. Bases 237 to 1064 code for a protein of 275 amino acids. The transcript is spliced from 9 exons. The record is from RefSeq and is a predicted model, not a curated record. Gene Ontology annotation, molecular function: protein binding. NCBI's taxonomy places the organism in Eukaryota, Viridiplantae, Streptophyta, Magnoliopsida, Ericales, Ericaceae.